Messenger RNA from Larimichthys crocea (large yellow croaker), 2113 nucleotides. It is a transcript of the gene piga, whose product is annotated as phosphatidylinositol glycan anchor biosynthesis, class A. The record is from RefSeq and is a predicted model, not a curated record. Gene Ontology annotation, cellular component: glycosylphosphatidylinositol-N-acetylglucosaminyltransferase (GPI-GnT) complex. Gene Ontology annotation, molecular function: phosphatidylinositol N-acetylglucosaminyltransferase activity. Bases 194 to 1636 code for a protein of 480 amino acids. Gene Ontology annotation, biological process: GPI anchor biosynthetic process. The transcript has 7 exons. Lineage: Eukaryota; Metazoa; Chordata; Actinopteri; Sciaenidae.
UACGUCAUUGCGUCAUCGCGUCAUCAUCGCUUGAGACGUACGGAGACGUCAGGAGAGUGAUACACACAAGCUGCUAACCGGCUAGCUCCGGGCUAGCAGAGUCAAAAUGAGUCUAAAUCUGAGGAAGAGUUGUUUGUUUUUCCACAGGCUGGAACGGGACUGACGUUUUCUGCUCACGCACUUGUGAGGUGCAAUGGGGCAACGAAGGCGAGCCGUGAACAACCGUUCAUCUCGGAGAGUCUCUGGAGCUCCUGCAGAUGUUCCCGCCAAGAAGCACAACAUCUGCAUGGUGUCUGACUUCUUCUACCCCAACAUGGGAGGCGUGGAGAGUCACAUCUACCAGCUCUCACAGUGUCUGAUUGAAAAGGGACACAAGGUGGUAAUUGCAACCCACGGCUACGGCAGGAGGAAGGGCAUCAGGUACCUGACCAACGGGCUGAAGGUGUACUACCUCCCCCUGCAGGUGAUGUACAACCAGUCCACAGCCACGACCUGCUUCCACAGUCUCCCACUGCUGCGCUGUGUGUUCGUAAGGGAGCGCAUCACUGUGGUGCACGCGCACAGCUCGUUCUCGGCCAUGGCCCAUGACGCACUGUUCCACGCCAAGACCAUGGGCCUUAACACGGUGUUCACUGACCACUCACUCUUUGGCUUCGCUGAUGUGAGCUCUGUGCUCACCAACAAGCUCCUCACCGUGUCGCUGUGUGACACCAACCACACUGUGUGCGUGUCGUACACCAGUAAGGAGAACACCGUGCUGCGUGCGACGCUCAACCCGGAGAUAGUGUCGGUUAUUCCCAACGCUGUCGACCCUACGGACUUCACCCCUGACCCCUCCCAGCGCCAAGACGACAGGAUCACUAUUGUUGUGAUCAGUCGCCUCGUCUACCGCAAAGGAAUCGAUCUUCUCGGCGGGAUAAUCCCAGAGCUCUGCCUCAAACAUCCAGAUCUGCAUUUCCUAAUUGGUGGAGAGGGCCCGAAGAGAAUUGUGCUGGAGGAAGUGAGAGAGAAAUACCAACUACAUGACAGGGUGCGUCUGCUGGGCGCUUUGGAGCAUAAAGAUGUUCGAGGAGUUCUGGUGCAAGGUCACAUCUUCCUCAACACGUCCCUCACUGAAGCUUUCUGCAUGGCCAUUGUGGAAGGAGCCAGCUGUGGACUGCAGGUGGUUAGCACUCGUGUAGGAGGUAUUCCUGAGGUGUUACCUGAGGAUUUGAUCACAUUGUGUGAGCCUACCGUGCGGUCUCUGUGCGCCGGUCUGGAGACGGUGAUCGCCCGGCAGCGUUCGGGGUCCGUGCCCUCCCCCUACUCAAUCCACGCUUGUGUGCAAAACCUCUACACCUGGAGGAACGUCGCAGAGAGGACUGAAAAGGUGUACGACAGAGUGUCCAGAGAGGAGGUGCUUCCCCUGCACAGACGGUUACGGAGGCUGAGGUCUCACUGCGGCCCCGUCGCCGGCUCCAUUUUUGCGUUUUCAGCUGUUUUGGACUUCCUCUUCCUGCUGCUUCUGCAGUGGCUUGUGCCAGACCGGGUCAUGGACGUCGCCGUUGACGCCACCGGCCCUCACGGACUCUGGAGACAGGAACAGAGCGGUGAAGCCGGCGGCACGAAGCAAGCAGCAGAAUCGGAUAUUUCAUGACCACUCCACAGCUCUGCCUCGCUUCUAGUACACUGUACAGUGCCAAGUAGCAUUGAAACACGGCUGCUGAAUGUGUUCACGGUGUCCGCAAACAUUGUUUACAUUUACUUCUUUGAAGGGACUUUAUACCAGAGCGUUUUAUCGAAGACUUAGGAGUGCUUUUUAUAUCUAAUGAUUUAAAAUGUCUUGAUUUGCUAUAAUUGCACUGAACAGAGGGCUGUUCUGUUAAAGGGCUGUUUGAUUACACACUAGAUGACAAUAACCUUUAGUUGGAUGUAUACCUCGUUUAAAACACUGGUUUUGCUGUUUAUCGGGUCAGCUUACUUUAUUUCGUCAGAUUUUCCCAUCAGGAAUCCUUUGUGUAAUAUUUGAGAUGUUACAUAUUUAUGAAACCUGGACGUUUUUUGUUUUUUUUCCCCAGUUGAUCAUGACACUCCCGGGCAAGCCACUCUGGAAAAUAAAGCACACUUUCUAAUA